AUGCCGCUCACCAUCCUCUCCCGGUCGCAGCUCCGGGAGCUGCUGCACUCCCUCACACGCGAUGAGGUUUUUGACCUCCAGCAAAAUCUCUCUGAAGCCCUACGGGAAUACUCGACUGGAUCCCAGGACCAAGGUUGCUCGGCUACCUAUCAGCCACAGCGAACUGCAAUUACCCGCUCGAAUGGUUGCACCACCCUCUUCAUGCCCGCCUCCACGGGUCGGACGCUCGGGAUCAAGAUGAUCUCACUGCAGGACGGCGGCACUGCGGGGUGCGCCGUGGAACGCGCGCUGUUUGACGUCGCCGAGGGUGAGCCAACAUCGUCCCGAUCGCGAGGGAGUUCCGUACGGAACUCAGUGGCCUCGCUCUCAUCAGAUAUGAGUGAUCUGUCUGUGGGGUCCUCUCUCGAAGAAAGCAACUCGAUCAGCCCUUCCACCACCACAGGGAGCAGCGGCGGGGCCGACAGCACCGAUAGCUCGACACUCCUCUCUGGAUGCGUCAACCAGCUACCCAUCACCACAAACAUCUCAUCCACACUGGGUGCCUGGCCCGGGGCAGGGACGCGCGACACCUCACCCAGAGGAAGUGUGACUCUUUUGGACGGAGAAUCCCUUCCCUUUGGACUGAUCAAUGCCCAUGAGCUCACAGCCUUCCGCACGGCCCUAGCAGCGCUGAUGCUUUUCAACAAGCGAAAGAAGGUCCGCACUCUUUUAAUAUUCGGUGCAGGCACCCAGGCUUAUUGGCAUAUCCGGCUGGCUCUGAUCCUGCGUGGCGAUGAGAUUCGGCGCGUCUACAUUGUCAACCGCUCUUUCGACCGCGCUGCAAAGCUUCUUAGUGACAUCUACUUGCCAGAGAACACCGAGUGGCGCCGCGAUGUGAAAUUCUCGGCUGUCAGCAGCGACUUUGGCGAAUACCACCGCAUCCUGAAGGAGCACGUUCGGAAGGCCGAUGCCAUUUUUUGCUGUACCCCGUCAGCUACCCCCCUCUUCCCGGCCGAGUUCCUUACAUCGCGAGAAGGUCGUCAGAAGGGCCGUUUCAUUAGCGCUGUGGGCUCGUACAAGCAACACAUGGCUGAAAUUCACCCCGAUAUUAUCCGAGACGAGGUCAAUGUGACGCCGCCCCACCGCCACUUCCACAAGCACACGAGGCGCAGCGGAGUCGUUGUCGUCGACAGUUUAGAUGCGGCUAUGAAGGAGGCCGGCGAGAUCAUCCAGGCAGGCAUCAAGCCGAACCAGGUUGUUGAGUUGGGCGAGCUAAUGAUGGUGGGGCACGCCACUAGCAAGGCCAGCGAGCAAAACGUUGUCGAUGAAGAUAAAAGUCUGCGCGAGUGGGUGGAGCGGGGGAAUGUCAUCUACAAGAGUGUCGGGCUGGGCCUGAUGGAUUUGGUGACGGGCGGAGACCUGGUGCGCUUGGCGCGAGAGCGGAAUCUGGGAACGACUGUGGACGACUUCUGA
Molecule: messenger RNA, 1452 nt
Organism: Penicillium canariense
Lineage: Eukaryota; Fungi; Ascomycota; Eurotiomycetes; Eurotiales; Aspergillaceae
Product: putative proline utilization protein PrnX-like
Exons: 1
Coding region: 1-1452 (483 amino acids)
Cellular component (GO): cytoplasm
Source: RefSeq, a predicted model, not a curated record